This is a messenger RNA of Diabrotica virgifera virgifera (western corn rootworm), 1807 nucleotides long. RefSeq names its product juvenile hormone esterase-like. Bases 87 to 1754 code for a protein of 555 amino acids. The transcript is spliced from 11 exons. Lineage: Eukaryota; Metazoa; Arthropoda; Insecta; Coleoptera; Chrysomelidae. The record is from RefSeq and is a predicted model, not a curated record.
GUGUUUCAUUGAUUACAUAGCGAUAAAAAAUUUGUCAAGAUAAAUGCACACAGUACCAGUAUAACAAAUCUACCUAUUCCAAAGUCAUGAAUUUGAAUUUGAGAUUGAUAAUUAUUGUCUGUUUGUUGCUGUAUGCUGGAAACAGAAACAAGGGGGUCUUUUCAUCUUCUGAAGCUGGAGAACCAGCUGAACAAGAUGAGUUAAUAGUAGAAUUGGAAAAUUUAGGCAACAUCCGUGGACAUAUUCUGCAAAGUGCCGAAGGAAAAAAUUUCUACGCUUUUCAGGAUAUUCCCUAUGCAGAACCUCCUAUAGGACCUAACAGAUUUAGGCCCCCCAAACCGCAUGGUGCGUGGGAAGGAGUACUGAAUGUCACAGAAAAUAAAAAAACCUGCGUACAAGUAAACGACCCAAAUUCAGUUGAGGACUGCUUGGUUUUGAAUGUAUAUACGCCAGUAAGAGCGAGUCCAGUUAUAUCAUUGCCAGUAUUCUUUUGGAUUCAUGGUGGAGCAUUCGUUAAUGGUAAUGGUUCAAUACACUCUUUCAACCCAAAGUUUUUGAUAGAUUACGAUAUAAUAAUAGUAACAAUAAACUAUCGACUAGGACUAUUUGGAUUUUUAACAACGCUUGAUGAAAAUAUACCCGGCAAUUUGGGACUCAAAGACCAACUUUUGGCUCUUAAAUGGACAUAUGAUCAUAUUACUCGAUUUGGGGGAGAUCCUAAGAAAAUAACAGUGGGUGGAGAAAGUGCUGGAAGUAUGUCUGCUGGAUUUCAUUUGCUUAGUAAAGCAGCUAGAGGCUUAAUUACUGGCAUUAUUCAACAAAGUGGGUCACCAUUAUCCAGUGUUCUGCAUCCAACAAACGACAGAGAACUGGCAUUUGAAUUUGGAAAAUCGUUAAAUAAAUCAUUCACAUCAACCAAAUCAAGUGAUUUGUUAGAAUUAUUACAACAAGCUUCGUACUCAGAAUUAAUGGCUCUAAAUAAUAAGUUUACUUCUGGAAGAGGAGUAGGAUUUAUGGAUGCCUUGACGUUUAAACCUGUUAUCGAGGAUGACAAUGAUGAUGCUUUUAUUACCGAAACCAUGCAUAAUGCUGUAUUGGAAGGUCAUUUCAAUUUAGUUCCUAUUUUAAUCGGUUUCAAUUCUGAAGAAUCUCUGAUGUUCUUAGAAAUAACUAAUAAUACACUCGUUGAAGAAAGGGCCAAAUUUCUCGAUGAGUGUUCAGCAAACCUCGUAUCACAAUUCCUUAAUGUAGCCGAAGAAGAUAAGGAGAAACUUGGUACAAUUUUAAAAACAUUUUACAGCUGUUCUUCGUUUACAGAAGAUAAAAAUGCAUUAAUAAAGUAUACUAGUGAUGAAAUUUUUAUUCGAUCAACAAUACGUCAAGCUGAAGCUGCCUCCCGAUAUGUACCUGUGUACCUUUAUGAACUAACAUGGUUACCAGAUGACAGUACUCUCCUAGGAGUACCACAUGGAACAGAACUAUGGUAUUUGUGGGACGGAAUAUCACUUGGUCCAGUUAAUGAAAUCUUUCGAAAACCUUUACUAAAAUGGUGGACAAAUUUUAUUAAAUACCAAAAUCCCACUCCAAAGUCGGAUGGAGAACUUCAAAACAUAAUUUGGGCAGAAGUACAACCCGAUUCUGUGAAAUAUUUAGACAUAAAUUCGCAGUUUACAGUGAAAGAAAAUCCUAGACAUUAUUAUGAUUUUAAAAAUCUAUUUGAUCUUUACACCCGUUCACCCUAUAUAACGUAUUAGACUCUAGAGUAAUAAAUAUUGUUAUUUAUUAAAAUAAAUAUGCAAAAACAAUA